Molecule: messenger RNA, 1014 nt
Organism: Gambusia affinis (western mosquitofish)
Lineage: Eukaryota; Metazoa; Chordata; Actinopteri; Cyprinodontiformes; Poeciliidae
Product: olfactory receptor 52K1-like
Exons: 1
Coding region: 1-1014 (337 amino acids)
Biological process (GO): G protein-coupled receptor signaling pathway
Cellular component (GO): membrane
Molecular function (GO): olfactory receptor activity; G protein-coupled receptor activity
Source: RefSeq, a predicted model, not a curated record
AUGUCUUCCUUUAGAUCUGUUUCAAACACUUCUGUCAUCAUUCAUCCUCCAGGCUUCUACAUUGUUGGAUUUGAGUCAUUUCCCUUCAUAUCUGUGUAUUUCAUCUUCCUGGCAUUUGUUUAUGUGUUUUCAGUGAUGUUUAACUGUUUGCUAAUUUAUACAAUUGCUGUGAAUCACAGUUUGCACACUCCAAAGUUUCUGGCUGUCACCAACCUGGCAGUGAUAGAUUUAGUCUUUAACUCCUGCACCAUUCCUGGCAUGAUAAAGAUUUUUCUCAUUAAAGAUAAUUUUAUUCCAUUUAACCUGUGUUUUGUUCAGAUGUUUGUAUAUUAUGCAUUUGCAGCUCUGGAGUCUUAUGCACUCACUAUACUGGCCUAUGACCGGCUGAUUGCUAUAUGUUUCCCUUUCAGGCAGAACUCAGUCAACACAGUGCGCAACAUGUGCUGCAUUAUCAGUGUAACCUGGUGUUUAGCUCUUGGAGUGGCAGGAUUUUCAACAAUCAUAAUGACCCGGCUGUCAUUUUGCAACUCUGUCAGAGUGGUUAGUUAUUUUUGUGACUAUGCACCUGUGUUUCGACUUGCCUGUAAUGAUAACUCACUGCAAUGGUCCACAGCUUCAUUCUCCUCCAUUUUUGUCCUUGGGGUGCCUUUUGUUUUCAUUUUCCUCACUUAUGUGAGCAUCCUGGUGACUGUGUUCAGGAUGAAAUCUGUGGACCGACGAGUGAAAACUUUGGCCACAUGUGUUGAACAUAUAACUGUUGUUGCCAUAUUUUACAUUCCUAUUUUUGUUAUUUUUGCCAUUGGGUUUUAUUCUAGGGUAGUUGAACCAGAGAAGAGAGUUCUGAGUCUGUCGCUGGCAUCUUGUAUGCCUCCUUGCAUUAAUCCUAUUGUUUAUUCUCUGAAAACCAAAGAGAUCAAAAUUAGAGCACUGGCUAUCUUUAGAAAAUCUAAAGUUAAUGCAAAAAUCUCAGCAAAAUCCAAAUCAAUCCUCGUAGACUCUAGAAGUAACAAAUAA